Molecule: messenger RNA, 252 nt
Organism: Paraglomus occultum
Lineage: Eukaryota; Fungi; Glomeromycota; Glomeromycetes; Paraglomerales; Paraglomeraceae
Source: the annotation of a GenBank genome assembly
AUGGAUACGAAGCGUCGAAACGAAGGCAUUCAAGAAAUACGAGACCUGUUGGGGAAGGCGCAAGAGGAAGUACGAGAGGCGAAGGCUAUAAUACAAAAGUUUGAAGAAGGCGAAGCGCAAGGGAAGCUGUUGUUGAAUCUGAGGAAGAUGUGGGUGAACGGAGGAAUGAACGGAGGGCAGCAGCUGUUGUGGGAGAUGCUGGAGGCGGAGAAGAAACGGCUGGAGGAGGAGAAAGCGAUGUGGGAUGGUCAG